UCUCUCCUUGCUUUCCCUGAGGGGUUGGAAUUCAGACCUAGCCUGAAGCAAGGUUGGGGGUGGGGGAAUUGGGAAACCUGCUGGGGCCUCAGGCAGGUGAGUGCAACACUCUGCUCUGCUCCAAAAAUACUCUGUGAUCUUAGCUCUUUCUCUAGAAAACAGUGAUGUCACCAGUAGCCAAUCAGCUUCUAGAAGAGCUUGCCUCCUCCUCCUUCCGCAACUUAGGGAGGAGAGGGAAAGGGGGAUGGGAGGGAGAGAAGGAGAGACACAGAGAUGAACAGACAGCAUGUAGGCAGACAUGGAGAGAAAUGCAAACACAGAAACGUAAGCACACAGAGGUCCCUCCACACAGGCAUGCUGGCAAAACCCCUUCUCGGUGCAUAGGCAAGGGAAAUCCACAUAUUUCCCCCAGUGCACACACACAGACACACAUACUGAUAGAGACAAGAAAACUGAGAAAGACUGACAAGUGGAAGCAUUCACAUAGAGUGAGAGCUAAAGAGGAAAAGACAGAGACAGAGACUGGAAGAGAGACAGAGUGGCGCAGAGAGACAUGGAAAAGGAGUAGGAGAGCGACUUCUGUCUCAGAGCCAGAGAGACACAGGAGGAAUCAGAGAGACAGACACGUAGAAGGAGCCAGAGAUGCAGGGGCAUGAAGGAAAAGAGAGAGAUGAGAGAAGGAGAUGGGCGGGAGCACACAGGGGUCCGAGAUGCAGUCAGAGUCAGAUGCAGAGGCACCACAACAGAUAGGCAGACAGACAGGGAUAGAAGGACAGGCAGGUGCUAUUCUUCCGGGCAUAUUUUCUGUGGUGGGAGGACCCUUCAGCUCUUGGCUUUGCGCCUCUAGUAGAGCAGCUGCUGUCCUUGGUGCUGCCUGGAGGGGCCCAGCAGGGACUGGGAAGGGAGCUGCCCACGGCCUACGAGAGGAGCCCGAGUUUGUGACCGCAAGAGCCGGUGAGAGUGUGGUCCUGCGAUGCGACGUGAUUCAUCCGGUGACGGGACAGCCCCCGCCCUAUGUCGUGGAGUGGUUCAAGUUUGGGGUGCCCAUCCCUAUCUUCAUCAAGUUUGGCUACUAUCCACCUCAUGUGGACCCUGAGUAUGCAGGCCGGGCAAGCCUUCAUGAUAAAGCAUCCUUACGGCUGGAACAGGUCCGCUCUGAGGACCAGGGCUGGUACGAGUGCAAAGUGCUCAUGCUGGACCAGCAGUAUGACACCUUUCACAACGGCAGCUGGGUCCAUCUCACCAUCAACGCUCCUCCCACCUUUACAGAAACACCCCCCCAAUACAUUGAGGCCAAGGAAGGUGGCAGUGUUACCAUGACCUGCACAGCUUUUGGAAACCCCAAGCCCAUUGUCACCUGGCUUAAGGAGGGGACACUCCUAGGUGCUAGUGGGAAAUACCAGGUGAGUGAUGGCAGCCUGACAGUGACAUCGGUCAGUAGGGAGGACAGAGGUGCCUACACCUGUCGUGCAUACAGCAUCCAGGGAGAGGCUGUCCAUACCACUCAUCUGCUUGUCCAAGGGCCUCCCUUCAUAGUUUCCCCUCCUGAGAACAUCACUGUCAACAUAUCCCAGGAUGCUCUGCUCACCUGCCGGGCAGAGGCAUAUCCCGGCAACCUCACCUACACCUGGUAUUGGCAGGAUGAAAACGUCUACUUCCAGAACGACCUGAAGUUGAGAGUGCGGAUCUUGAUUGAUGGGACCCUGAUCAUCUUCCGAGUGAAGCCUGAGGAUGCGGGGAAGUACACCUGCGUCCCUAGCAACAGCCUGGGGCGCUCCCCCUCUGCCUCAGCAUACUUAACUGUGCAGUACCCAGCCCGUGUCCUCAACAUGCCCCCUGUCAUCUACGUGCCCGUGGGAAUUCACGGCUAUAUCCGAUGCCCUGUGGAUGCAGAGCCGCCGGCCACCGUGGUCAAGUGGAACAAGGAUGGCCGCCCCCUGCAGGUUGAGAAGAACCUGGGUUGGACCUUGAUGGAGGAUGGCUCCAUUCGGAUUGAGGAGGCCACAGAGGAGGCUCUUGGCACUUACACCUGUGUGCCUUACAACACCUUGGGGACCAUGGGCCAGUCUGCUCCCGCACGGCUUGUCCUGAAGGAUCCCCCGUAUUUUACGGUGCUACCAGGCUGGGAAUAUAGGCAGGAGGCUGGCCGGGAGCUGCUCAUUCCCUGCGCUGCUGCAGGGGACCCUUUCCCUGUCAUCACGUGGAGAAAGGUAGGGAAGCCCAGCAGAAGCAAGCACAAUGCCCUGCCCAGCGGGAGUCUCCAGUUCCGAGCCCUGAGUAAGGAGGACCACGGGGAGUGGGAGUGCAUCGCCACCAACGUGGUCACCAGCAUCACUGCCAGUACCCACCUGACCGUCAUCGGCACCAGCCCCCAUGCCCCGGGCAGUGUCCGGGUCCAGGUCUCCAUGACAACUGCCAACGUGUCCUGGGAGCCAGGCUAUGAUGGAGGAUUCGAGCAGACAUUCUCAGUUUGGUACGGACCUCUGAUGAAGCGGGCACAGUUUGGGCCCCAUGACUGGCUGUCUUUGCCAGUGCCGCCGGGACCCAACUGGUUGCUAGUGGACACCCUGGAGCCUGAGACAGCAUACCAGUUCAGCGUCCUGGCCCAGAACAAGCUGGGAACGAGCGCCUUCAGUGAGGUGGUCACUGUGAACACUUUAGCAUUCCCUAUCACAACUCCAGAACCCCUGGUGCUGGUUACCCCACCAAGGUGCCUCACAGCCAAUCGGACCCAGCAGGGUGUGCUCCUGUCUUGGCUCCCCCCUGCCAAUCACAGCUUUCCCAUUGACCGCUACAUCAUGGAAUACCGUGUCGGGGAACACUGGGAGACGUUAGAUGGUGCCAUCCCAGGCACUGAUGGAGAGUUCUUUGCCAAGGAUCUGUCACAGGACACCUGGUACGAAUUCCGGGUUCUGGCCGUCAUGCAGGAUCUGAUCAGCGAACCCAGUAACAUCGCCGGCAUCUCCAGCACAGACAUCUUCCCACAGCCGGACCUGACCGAUGACGGGCUAGCUCGGCCUGUGUUGGCUGGAAUCGUAGCUACCAUCUGCUUCUUGGCAGCUGCCAUCCUGUUCAGCACCCUGGCCGCCUGCUUUGUCAACAAGCAGCGCAAGCGUAAGCUCAAGCGCAAAAAAGAUCCUCCACUCUCCAUUACUCACUGCAGAAAGAGCCUGGAGUCUCCCUUGUCCUCUGGCAAGGUGAGCCCCGAGAGCAUCCGCACACUCCGGGCCCCGUCGGAGUCCUCCGAUGACCAAGGCCAGCCGGCAGCCAAGAGGAUGCUGAGUCCCACCCGGGAGAAGGAGCUGUCGUUGUACAAGAAGACCAAGAGGGCCAUCAGUAGCAAGAAGUACAGUGUGGCCAAGGCCGAGGCCGAGGCUGAGGCCACAACGCCCAUCGAGCUCAUCAGCAGAGGCCCCGAUGGCCGCUUCGUGAUGGAUCCGUCCGAGAUGGAGCCCUCGAUGAAGAGCAGGCGCAUCGAGGGCUUCCCCUUUGCCGAGGAGACGGACAUGUACCCCGAGUUCCGCCAGUCGGAUGAGGAGAACGAGGACCCGCUGGUGCCCACAUCUGUGGCUGCCCUGAAGUCCCAGCUGACCCCUCUGUCGUCCAGCCAGGAGUCCUACCUGCCACCACCAGCAUAUAGCCCUCGGUUCCAGCCCCGUGGGUUGGAGGGCCCCAGCGGCCUGGAAGGUCGGCUCCAGGCCACAGGCCAGGCCAGACCCCCCGCCCCCCGGCCCUUCCACCAUGCCCAGUAUUAUGGGUACCUCAGCAGCAGCAGCCCUGGGGAGGUGGAGCCGCCGCCCUUCUACAUGCCAGAAGUGGGCAGCCCCUUGAGCUCGGUCAUGUCCUCCCCACCCCUGCACACUGAGGGGCCUUUCGGCCACCCCACCAUUCCUGAGGAAAACGGAGAGAAUGCUUCCAACAGCACGCUGCCCUUGACUCAGACACCCACAGGAGGGCGCUCCCCUGAGCCCUGGGGCCGGCCAGAAUUCCCCUUUGGGGGCCUGGAAACCCCGGCCAUGAUGUUUCCCCACCAGCUGCACCCCUGUGAUGUAGCCGAGAGUCUGCAGCCCAAGGCCUGCCUCCCCCGAGGACUGCCCCCCACCUCCCUGCAGGUGCCCGCGGCCUACCCAGGCAUCCUGUCUCUGGAGGCGCCAAAGGGUUGGGCAGGCAAAUCGCCGGGCAGAGGCCCCGUCCCAGUGCCCACCUCCGCUAAGUGGCAGGACAGACCUAUGCAACCUCUGGUGAGCCAAGGGCAGCUAAGACAUACCAGCCAAGGUAUGGGCAUCCCCGUGUUGCCUUACCCCGAGCCAGCCGAGCCCGGGGGGCACAGCGGCCCCAGCACAUUUGGCCUGGACACCCGGUGGUACGAGCCCCAGCCCCGGCCCCGGCCCAGCCCCCGGCAGGCCAGGCGCGCCGAGCCCAGUUUACAUCAAGUGGUGCUACAGCCCUCCCGGCUCUCGCCUCUGACCCAAAGCCCCCUCAGCUCCCGCACCGGCUCCCCUGAGCUUGCCGCCCGGGCCCGGCCUCGCCCGGGCCUCCUGCAGCAGGCAGAGAUGUCGGAGAUCACCCUGCAGCCGCCGGCCGCUGUCAGCUUCUCUCGCAAAUCCACGCCAUCCACGGGCUCCCCUUCCCAGAGCAGCCGCAGCGGGAGCCCCAGCUACCGGCCCACCAUGGGCUUCACCACGCUGGCCACAGGCUACCCUUCCCCUCCGCCAGGCCCUGCAGGGCCUGCGGACAACCUGGAUGUGUUUGGACAGACGCCUUCCCCUCGAAGGAUGGGGGAGGAACUGCUCAGACCAGAGCCCCCCCCACCGCCAUUACCUACUUCAGGAACACAUCCACCUGCACCCGGGAAUGCUGCUGCACCUGAGAGGCUGGAGGCUCUGAAAUACCAACGGAUAAAGAAGCCCAAAAAGUCAUCCAAGGGCUCUUCGAAGUCAAAGAAACGAUCCGACGGUUCUGCCUCCCAGGCUCAGCAGCUUCCAGAUUCCCAGGUUCUGUGGCCCGAUGAAGCCGUCUGCCUCCGAAAGAAGAAGAGACAUUCCCGGCCUGACCCCUUCGCCCGCCUCUCAGACCUGUGCCACCGCCAGCUUCCGGAAGACCAGACGGCGAUUCUUAACAGCGUGGAUCAUGAUGACCCUGGCCACGCCACCUUGCUGUGACGCGACACAACUCUAAGUUGUCCUAGGGUGGUCCCGCCGGGCUGAGGGGCGGGGGAGGGAGGAUGACGGUGUGCCAGCUGAGGGAUAGUCUGGGGGGCUGCUCCGACCUUCGUUCUGCUCGUUCUCUCUCCAGCGAGAGCGCAGCCUCCUCCAAAUCCUGGCCAGCUGGUCUCACUUUGGGGACAGCGGGCCAGGGGCAGACCUGUAGGUAGAGAUCAGGAAGUGAACUGGGGACAGCCUCUCCCCUCUUCACUGGCUUGAUUUUUCUCACCUCUUCAAAUACCUUUGGAAGUGAAGAAGGGGAAAGCAAAGGCUUUUACUGCUCUCUGCUUCUGUUUCAGUUUUUUCAAGUCCUGGAAGAGGGCUGGACUGCCCACCCCAUCUUCCAAUUCUACAUAUAUAUAGAUAUAGAUACAAAUGCAUCUGUAUGUAGUUUGUGGGUUUCUCUAUGUAUAUAUAUGUACAUUGAAGCAAAGUGCUGUUUAUUUCUGUGGUCAGUGAAGGAAGGAAGAGCAGGGCAGCAGACUUGUGCGGUUUGUAAGGAGGAUCGGCAGAGAGCCGGCUGGGCGUCCUGAUGUCUGUCCAGGGUGUCAUUCCUCCUGAAACAGGAUUCAUGCCUUCUCCGCUGAACUCACCGUUCAUCUCUCUACCUUCUCCCUUCCAGAGCAGAAAUGGGGCUUCCCAUGACGGCCAGCUGCCUGCUCUGGGGGGGAGGUAAUAAGUUACCACAGAACUAAAUGCAAGCCCUUACUUCUUGGUUCCUAGGUGAAGAGAGGGUGGCCAGCAAAGGGCAGACUGGUGUCUUUCUUUCUUCCACGGGUUGGCUCCUGCUACAGAAGUAGAAGCUGCUUAGCAGGAGGGCCAAGAGGCAGGUCCUGCACAAACGCACGCUCAUCUGUCAGGCCCUCUUGGUCCAGCUGGGGCCAGGGGCCCUGUGGCCCAAGGGCCGGCUCCUGUUCUGGAGCCAUCUGUGUGGAGCGCCAGGCUGCCGCGGCUCUAUUUAUAUCCUGCCUCUGGCUCGGCACCCUCUGGAGUGCUGUUCCAAAGGCGCUGAUUGGAUUCCUCCUUUCUUUUUGUGGGAGCUAAUUCCCCAGAUUGAUUAAUUGCCACUUGUGGGGAGCCCGCCUGCGGCUCCUUUCCAUCUCUGCACGUGCCGCCUGCAGACUCUUCCUUGCCCUGGGCCUUCCUCCAACCCGUGACCCAAGCUCCAACAGGAUGGGAUCGGAUGAAGCAAGGGUGCCUCAGGCUUCUGGGUUCUGGGGGUCCCCUGACACCCCUCAUUCCCUCGAGGUUUAUUUACAUGGAGCUGGCGGAGGCGGAGGGUGAAGGUGGAAGGGGUGGUAGGUAGGGGCCUGGGCUCUGAUCCUUCUUUCUGCCAAAAUCUUGUCCUAGUUCAAGCUCUUAGCACCCAGAAGCUUCUGUGGGGCUGUCCUACAGUGACUAAAGAUGGAUCUCUCUCUCCCAAUGAGAUAAUGGUGCUGCUCAAGAGCAGGGCAGAAGGUCCUGAAGAUAUAUGGGGGUGUGUCUGCUCUUUCCCCUCUUCUUCUGUUGGAGCCUGCCCCCUGGCUGCCUGGGAAUAAAGGUGGCUAUCAGGUUCCUUGAAGUAUUUCCUUCUUGGUGCUGUUGUCUUGGUGGGUUUGGGGACAUCUGCCUCUCCCCUGUUGUCUGCUUGGAUGUUGGCCAGGUCAAAGCCCAGGAGGCUUCUGCUGGUCUCACUGCAGUUGCUAGUGGCUUAGCUCCGAUGACCUUGGCAGGGGGAGGCUCUGAGAGCUGGGGAGCUGCUCCUUACUGGGAGCUUCCAUCUUAGGGGAGUGGAUUCUUCUCUGCCACACCAGCCCUGGUGCUUCCUUUCUCUCGCCUAGCGAGGGGGGACCGUUCUGUCACAUGUCACACAACCAGAGUUCAUUUCUGAGGGCGAUAAGUCAUUGUGAUGGAGGAGGGAGGGGGCAGUUUCUGGCCCUCAUCUUGCUGAUUGCUCUACUCUUCUGGGCUGGGCCUGCGCCCUUGGGGUGGAUCCUGGACCUUCUGGCUAACGCCAUUCUCUGGGCAUCUAAAACCCCUGACUUUACCACUGGGCAGCAGCUCCAGCGAAACGGGAAAGCAGAGGUUGGGCAACUCCGUCUGCUUUUCCGAGGAAGCACUACCUCUGCUACUGUGCCCGAUGGGUGACACGCUGAGUACCUCUCCUAGGGCGUGUGGGGAACGGACACGGGUCUCACACUGGCUCAGUCUGUAGCCUUUCUUGGUGUGUGGCUUGCUGACCAGGGUGGAUCCUGGCUGAAAUGUGAAUGUGGGAUGCCAGAGCUGUAGGACUUCAGGGUGAGUUGGGCCAAUCUUCUGAUCCCCAUGCACUAGGAGUUCCAGGUCCUGAGCUUAGCAAAGAAGAGGGGAAGAUGAGGUGGACGGCUUUGCCUCUCUUGGAUAUCCUACAAGGCUGAGAGCCAGUCUUUGGGCUGAGGUGCCUCAGACUGUGGCUGUGCUUUCCCAGGGGGCCCACCAGCAAGCUCUCUCCAGGGCUAACAAAGGUGCUGACUCCUGUCUUCUCUUCUUCCUCUGGCAGUGCCCCUUACCUCAGCACAUCAGACCAAAUAGUGGGAGCUGGGAUUUUUGCUGGCCACCCAGUGGCAGUUGUGCUGGGGCAUCCCCAACGCUAGGCAAAGGACACACAACAAACGUAUCUCUCAGUGGCCUCACACUCACUUCUCCUCCCAAGACGGCCUCCUUGUGACAGUGUCCUUGAAGGCUGGCAGCCUUCCUGUACCCCUGGGAGCUAUUUCAGUCCUUCCUUGAAGAGCUGCAGUGGAAAUUGGCAGAAUAUAGUCCCCUCUGUCUGUGUGAUGGAGGGUAAAGGUCGUAGGUACACACUCCCAUGCUGGGUGUGUGCACAUAUGUGAGGGUGUGGUUGUGCACCUUUGUGUGAUGGGGGUGUAGCCAUUUCUAGGGACCAAAUGUCCUUUGUACUCUGCCCUUGAACAAUUGCCAUGUGCACUCGUGAGCUUCCUAUGACUUUUGUGCUCCACUCUGUGGGCCAUCAAAUGUCUUCCAGACUUCGUCUUUUAUGGUCUGGUACCUUUGCUGUAGAAGCAGCUCGGAUAAGAACCUACUCCUGUGUCUCAGACUUUUGCCUGCCCCUUCAUUCUGCACCCUGACUAGAAACUGUGACUGUUUCAGGGUUAAGUGAUUUGCAGACUGGGACAAGGGUACAUGAUUCUUGAAGGAGCCUGAAGCUGAAAGCCUGUAGGAGGGUCUGAGACUGCAAUUGCUUGGGGAAUAAAUGAGCAAUAAGGAGAAGGCGAAUCCUGUUUCUUGAUUGCUGGCUGACCACACUGAGUGGGUUUCAUGGCUUACGUGGGGUCAUGUGUGUGGAUCAUCAUUUGUGACCAAGUUCAGCAUGUGCUGGUGAGCCCCACCACUGUGUCUCCCCACCUGCCUCCCUAGCUUCUUUCCUUGAGAGAUGGGGUGGGGGGUGGUAUGAGAGAUCUUUGGAGAUUCUACUUUCUCUAUAGGAAGGAAGGAAGGGUGCUUCAUCCCACAGGCCUGGUGGGGUCUGUGCGCCACUUUGAAGAGCCUGUGUCCAAUGAUCAUGCUCUUAGGGGCAUCUCAAACAGGGGUGGAUUGGGGUGAGUAAUUAUUUAAUAUUUUUCAAGGCUCUCUGUCUUUAUUUUGAUUUGGGAUUGAAAAUAUUUAGGGUUGUACUGAUUCCAGUUGUUUUCCUAUGUCUUUUACACAGAGGAAACUGGGUAGGGUUCAGAUGUGGAAUUUUCUGACAAGCUUUUUAAAAAAAAAAAAAAUCUUGAGUUUUUUUUGUUGUUGUUGUUUGGUUGGCUUUUUUUGCUGAGUUGACAAAACAAUAGCUUCAAGGGAGAAACAGACUUCACAAAGCAUCAGGGUGACUUUGCCACUUGCCGGGAUUAGAAUCCAGGGCCAAGGGAUGCGUGGCUGUAGCUGUUUCUUCCAGUUUUGUUAGAAAAGCCUUCUGGGGGGUUGGGGUGGGCUAGGGGGAGAAUUGUACAUAAAGUACAUUUUAUUACUACAUAGAAACAUAAGAAAAGAGAAGCUAAUGGUUAUUCUUGGGCUUGCUUUGCUUGCAUGUAAAGCUUUGGGCGCCAUCACAGGGAUUUCCAGGAAGCAGUAGGAAGGAGUCAAAGGGGAGAGAUGGGUAGGAGUGAAAGACUGCUCCCCUGAGUGCAUCCCCACUGCUCCCCCUGGGGAAGAGUGUGCAUUUUCACCAGCCCUUUUGGGCAAGCUCUGCCUUCAUAUCUUCUCCAAAAUAAAGAGAGACAGGCUCUGGCAGGCCGGAGGGCUGGAGCCCUAUAGGGCUGCACUUGUUGCUUUGGGGAGAAGGUCCAGAUCUAAACUGAAUAAGGGAAUUGAUCGGGUGGGGUACUUCAAGAAAGGGAGAGAGUUGGAGCACAGAAAGGAGGUCAGAUUCUUUGGCGUAGUGUCUGUAAGGCUGGAAAGGGAAUAUAGAGCUCGGUCAAUCGCAAAGUAGAAAGAAGGUGGGGAUUCUGAGAUACGACAGGCCAAAGUGGAGGGACAUUAAGCCUUACCUUUCUCUAUGGGGCAUGUGAUAACUUAGUUACCCCUAAGGGUGCAGUGUACAAGUCGGGGGGGUCAACCCAAGAAAAGAAAGAGGAGCAGUUGUCUGGGGUGGGGCAGGCUGGAGAGUAGUAACAGUGAAGGUCAUUUGGUGGGACAGGUGUGGGAGGGUGAUAUAGUCAUUAAAAAAAGAGUAAGGUGUCUUGGCACAUAGGCCCAGACUGGAUCUUGUAAGAGGUCUUGCUGCUUAGCCGGACUUCCUUGCUUCCUCUAGAAUUAGCCUAUAACACUAAGUGCCCAAACCAAACAUGGUCAUAUUCUCUGUGAUGUCUUUCAGCUUCAUGUGUUUGUUUUUAAGAGUUCCUCAGGCCCAAAGCUAGACUUGUCUUGAGAUCCCCAUCGUAUUGCCCCCUCUGUGUCGUUAGAGAAGCAGGACUCAUUCUCAUAAGCUUCAUUAGUUUGUUUUCAUAAGUGGAAGUGGCAGAUGGCCUUUUCCCUGUCUCCCAUGAUCUUAAACUGCUCGUAAGAUGUUGCUGGUGAUGGAGAGGAAGGACUGGGGUUUGCUUUUUUAUUUGUCACCUUUUCUUCUUGAGGCACAGAGACCGCCUUCAGACCAUGAAGCCACACAGUGGCUUUAUACCUAGAGGUUUGAUUCUCACUUUCUCCUCCUUUGACAGGGUAUGGCCACAGUCUGAUUGACACAGAAGGACAAACGAGUUUCUCCCUAAAGUUAGACCAGCUGUUCCACGGUCCUUUUUGAUGUCUCCAACCCUGCCUCUUUUCAGAUCGAGAGGCAGAAUUAAAAAUCUCUUCUUUAGAAGAAGUCCAUAAAAGUCAAGCCCAGGUGGGACUUUAGCCCUCCUACCAGCUUGAUGCUGGGUUAGGGAGGGGACCCAUUACCACCCCUCCUUCCGACUAGUUGUAAAACCAAACUGGCCCAGUGCUUUAUUUCUGGGCCCCCUGUCUAUACUUUCAAAUAAGUCUUUCAUGAACAAAUAUCCUCACCAUGUGCUCGGUGUUUUGGGUUGCUGAGAGGGUAGAAGUAUUUUCAUAACCUUGUUUUAAGCUGAUCAAAUAAUUUCCAAUAGAUUGGGUCUGAUUUAAAGACCCUCCUUACCCCAAAGAUUUCUGGGUAGGAUAAAGAAAAAUUAGGCAUUAGUACAAAUAUCAUUAAUAGCUUGUCAUACCUUAUAAAAGGAAAAGUUGCAAUAUCUUGAUUAAUAAAUACGUUGGUAGGACAGCAACCAGCAAUUGAAAUCACUUAGGUAUUCUUUUCUGUGAUGGGUGUAUACUAGUAGCUGGGGUUUCUGAAGAGGGCUGAAGAAGUGAUUGCUAGCUCUGGACUCCUGGCUGGGAGAGCCGGAUUGGGGAGAAUCGGGUACGGAUUCUCAGUCCCUGUCCCUGGUACCUUGGCUGUUUGCCUUUCCUGUCUCCCUAGACAGGGACGUGAAUGUCUGUCUGGGCCUCUUCCUUUUAGUCUCGAAAUGUGCUCUACCAUCCCCACCUCUCCCUGGCACUGGAUUUCCUGGAUUUAUUUUAGGAACUAGGGCAAGCUCUCCACCUCCACUCCAUAUACACACCAGUUAGGCCUUUCCUUUCUUACCCCACUUCUUUAUGGCUCCAGGGAUCUUGAACUUGUGCAUGGUUUAUGAUGGGGAGAUGGUUGGGUGGGGCAGGGAAUCUGGGAGGGGAGUCGGGUGGGGCUGGGAUAGGGGACUUACAUUUUUCAGCCUUAGAAAUACUGUGAGCAUGCUUUUGGGUGAUGUGUGGGGUUUUUCCAUAGUAGUGGAAGGGGCAAAUGCCGACCCCCCUCAUGGGUGAUGAGGACUUAGAGGCUUUUUGCUUCCUUUUGGCUUCGGUCAUCUAGAAAUCUCAUCUGUGAUGGAGAGGAAUAAACCUCCUCAUGGUCAUCCUGCAACCCUUGGAAGGCAAUUGCCAUUCUGUCAAUGAAUAUCUGUCUUGCCUACGUGAACCAUCAGAGGUCUGUUAUGAGUAGACAGCAUCCUAGCUGGUCAGAGAAAUGGGGCUGUCUCACAUGCCCCUCUAAAGUUGCCAGGUCAUGUCCCCGGCCUCCAGUCCCAGCCAGCUGUCUAGUCUGUGUUCCUUUCCUGGGCUCAGGAAGUGAGAAUGUGUGCGCUGUGUGGGUGUGAGGGUGUCCGGUUUGUCUGCGUGUGUGAAUGUGUGGGGUGUGAGAGUAUGUAGUGUGUGGAUGUGAGUGGGUAUGAUGUGUAUGUGGUGUUUGGGGGCACGUGUGUUGUGGUGCGAUGUGGGUGUUUUUGUUUGGCGUGUUUGUGGUAUGUGUAUGUCAGAGUGUGGUAUGUGUGUUUGUGGAAUGUGGGUGUUUGUGUCUGGCACGUUUGUUGUGUGUUGGUAUGGGGUGUGUUUGUGGUUCGGGGUGUGUGUGUGUGUGUGUGUAGGGUUUAUAAGGACACACUAAUUUGCCUGAGUAGCAUCAGGCAGGCCUAGAUGACCCUCUUUCUGGUUGACUCUUUGAUAGGCAACUUCUGUUUAGGUAGGAGGGUGAAAUUAGGAGUAUACCAUCUUUAGUGUAUUUUUUAUGGAGAUUGUAUAUAAAAUUAUAUAAGUACAUAUAAUUUGUUCUAUUUUAAGGAGAGAGGGGAACUUAUGUAAGGGUGGGUGGGUGCAAGGAUCAGAUGCAGUCGUCAAGAGUGGGAGGCUUCAGGCAAACGGGGCAUCUGGGGAGUGGGAAGUGGGAGGACAGGAGACUCAAGCUAGGCAGGAGGAGUGGGGCUCACGCCCUUGGUGCACAUAUAUAAAUAUACAGAAAACCUAUAUAAAGUCUAUCUAGCUAGCUUAUCUAUAUAUCUAUAUAUCUAUAUGAAGUCAUAGUUUGCUUUAUUUUUGUACCUGUGCUUAGAGAUGUUUUGAGCAGGACUGCCUUCCGCAGGUGGUCUAGAAUACUAGCUCAUGCCUUGAUGUCCCCACCUCCCCCGUCCUUUCUCCAUGCCUUGCUUCCUCUGAUACACUCUCUGUUCAGAGCUGCUGGGGUCUUUCUGAUAGAAAUGUGUGUAUAUGAAAUCUUAAAAAAAUAGCAAAACAAAUAAUACACUUGCAGAAAGGACAAGUGAGCUGAAGGUUGUGGGAAGCUGCUGGAUCUGAUAGCCGCAAGGAACACAGGUCCAGUAUCUCUUGUCACUAGUCAGGACACUGGGGCUUGAGCACAUUGGCACAGGUGCUUACUACAGUGAGUAUGGAGAGUUGAAGACUGUGAAUCUAUCCUCUUAUUGCUGAGGGUUGGCACCCAGUUCCUCUGAAGGAAUCUUUCUUAGCAGCAUUAGAAAGGAGAAGGUUAGGAUUACCUGUGGGCCUACAGAAGUACUUGUCCUGGUUGUAGGACCCUGACUCAGAACACUCCUGGAGGGUGUGGCUGUGAGACAGCAGCAUCUUGAGAGAGCUGGGCCAGGCUGCCUGCAAAGGCUCAGACAUGGAGAAGAAUACCCUGGUCAUUUUUGCUGCAGAUUCUUGGAACCCUUGUGAAUGUGAUAUCUAAUAUAGAUAUAUCGUAUAUGCUUUUUACAGUUAUUAUUUUAAUUGGAAAAUGAGGUGUUGUUGGAAAUGGGAUGGUCCGAUCCUGGGAUACUGAGUGGAAGAUGAGGUGUGAGAGAACUGUGGGCACGAUGGGAAGGAUGAGGCUGUGUAGAACCUCCUGCCACCUGGCCUGGAACCAACAGAACCCAACAAUAUACUGGGAGAAUUUGGCCCAGAAUUGGAGAUUCUAGAGAGUGGGAGCUCACUUGUAUUGGAGGAGGAAACUCUGUGUGGCCUGAAGAAUACCUCUUUGAGAAUUCAAGACCUCAUAUGCUGCAAGGGCUGGGCACCUCGCAGAGUCAACAAUUGUCUCUUGGAUGCUAGCUUUUUCUUCCGACUUACCAAGAGCUCAGAGUAAUGUCUUUGAAGCUGGUAAAGGGCCAGAUGGUACAGGCAGCCUGGGAGAGACUUGUGGCUGCAAUCUCUCUGCUCUCAUCCUGCUCAUCAGCUACAAAAGGCAAUACUAACUCCUCCUCCCCAACCAAAGUGUCAUGUUACCCAAGAGCUUUUGUCUUAGGGAGUCUGAUCAUUAGACAGACUCCGAUGCUUCAGCCACUGGAAGGGGCUCUCUUUAUCUUUUGGGGGUUUUAAGGGAAGAGUAGAUUGGGAUGGAACUGGACUCUGACUUCUGACCUGACUGCCCCCCUACCCCCGUGUAGACCUUAUAGGGCUCUGACAUUCUCUCAGGCACUAUCCUAGAGGCCCCAGGAUAACUUGCUCAAAACACUUCUGAUUUUCCAAGGAUACUGAAGGAAAAUGGGCUUUGUCCAUGUAGUACAGGAAGGGCUUUAAUAUGAGUCCAAUUGGCUGUGUGUCCAUCCUUCACUAACUUUUUCUGCAGUCUUCCAGGAGGCCAAAGGAGGAUAUAGCCAGGUGUUUCUUAGUAAGAUUUUUCAGGGAGGUUGGGCAAGAGACAAAGCAGCACAUUCUAUGUCCCUUCCCAGCUCACAACCUAACCCCUUCUAACCUACCCAAGCCUCCACACAAAGAGGGCUUUCCAUUAUUGGCUUUUGUUUGUUUGUUUGUUGUUUCUCUUAAAGUGAUCAUCCUUUCUUUCUCCAUAAGCCCUUUCCCAUUUAUGGUACUCAUGCAACCGGCAAAAUAAAUCACUUUAACAUCCCAGGCCUCUCAGAUAUUUAGUACCCUCAGUAGAUC
Molecule: messenger RNA, 14405 nt
Organism: Mustela erminea (ermine)
Lineage: Eukaryota; Metazoa; Chordata; Mammalia; Carnivora; Mustelidae
Gene: IGSF9B
Product: immunoglobulin superfamily member 9B
Exons: 20
Coding region: 684-5162 (1492 amino acids)
Biological process (GO): cell-cell adhesion
Molecular function (GO): protein binding
Source: RefSeq, a predicted model, not a curated record